This is a messenger RNA of Empidonax traillii (willow flycatcher), 2148 nucleotides long. RefSeq names its product acyl-CoA 6-desaturase-like. The coding region runs from base 1 to 1317 and encodes 438 amino acids. Gene Ontology annotation, molecular function: oxidoreductase activity, acting on paired donors, with oxidation of a pair of donors resulting in the reduction of molecular oxygen to two molecules of water. Gene Ontology annotation, biological process: lipid metabolic process. The record is from RefSeq and is a predicted model, not a curated record. The transcript is spliced from 12 exons. NCBI's taxonomy places the organism in Eukaryota, Metazoa, Chordata, Aves, Passeriformes, Tyrannidae. Gene Ontology annotation, cellular component: membrane.
AUGGGGAAGCAAAUCCAUUUUGGAUUUAAAGUGGAAUUAAAGCCCCAAACAGUGAUCACAGAGGUGGAGGUCACCUCCUGCCCCUCUUUCACGGGUACAUGGGGGGCACAGCUGCUGGAAGUGGAUGGGAAUGAUACAGUGAAUAGAAGGCACAUUUUGAUCUCACAGUUACUCCUGUUUCCACUCCAGGAUGCAUUCCAGGCUUUCCAUAUCAAUCCCACCUUGGUGCAAAAGUUUCUCAAGCCGUUGCUUAUUGGAGAACUUGCUCCAGGGGAGCCCAGCCAGGACCGAGGUAAAAACUCCCAGCUGGUGGAGGAUUUCCGGACCCUGAGGAAGACUGCAGAGGACAUGAAAUUGUUCAGAGCAAGCCCUUUGUUCUUCUCUCUUUACUUGGGCCACAUUAUUGCAAUGGAAGUGUUGGCCUGGCUGAUGGUUUCAUACUUUGGUACUGGCUGGAUCACGACCCUCAUCCUGGCCUGCAUCCUUACGACUUCCCAGGCCCAGGCAGGGUGGCUGCAACACGAUUUUGGACACCUGUCUGUCUUUAAGAAAUCUUCCUGGAACCACAUCGUCCACAAGUUUGUCAUUGGACACCUGAAGGGUGCCUCUGCAAACUGGUGGAACCACCGGCACUUCCAGCACCACGCCAAGCCCAACAUAUUCCACAAGGACCCAGAUGUGAACAUGCUGCACGUUUUUGUCCUUGGAGACACACAGCCUGUCGAGUAUGGCAAGAAGAAGCUGAAGUACCUGCCUUACAACCACCAGCACGAGUACUUCUUCCUCAUCUUCCCACCUCUGCUCAUCCCCGUGUACUUCCAAAUCCAAAUCAUCUCGACCAUGAUCAGGCGCAGGUUCUGGGCGGACCUGGCCUGGGCCAUCAGCUACUACCUGCGCUACUUCAUCACAUACAUCCCCUUCUACGGCCUGCUGGGAUCCCUGUGCCUCCUCACGUUCGUCAGGUUUCUGGAGAGCCACUGGUUCGUGUGGGUCACCCAGAUGAACCACAUUCCAAUGGAAAUUGAUUCUGAGAAGCACAGAGACUGGCUGAGCUCUCAGAUGGCAGCCACCUGCAACAUCGAGCAGUCCUUCUUCAACGACUGGUUCACCGGGCACCUGAAUUUCCAGAUCGAGCACCACCUGUUUCCAACAAUGCCACGGCACAAUUUCUGGAAGGUGAAGCCUUUGGUGAAGUCGUUAUGUGCCAAGUAUGGAGUCCAGUAUGAGGAGAAGCCUCUUGGGAAAGCUUUUGUAGACAUUGUUGGGUCCCUAAAGAAAUCUGGUGACCUGUGGCUGGAUGCUUAUCUCCACAAGUGAACAUGAGUCUUGCUGGGGAGGUAGCUGGCGAUUGUGGAAAGUCCUUUUUGCACUUCAUAGGAUGAAAUUAGGGAAAUUACUUUUAUAGCAGGGAUAGGUUUCUUUAUCAGCCUUCACACAGCUCGGGAACAAUAAUGCUGCUUUCCCUCAUCCUAGGGAAAAGCACUACAGAAAAGGAAACCUUCCUGUCCAAGAUUUGCCUGGCCACUCAAACUCAGCCUCCAGACUGUUCGGGGAGGCAACUGGGGACAAAAUUGCUGUGAAAACUUCAUAGAAGCAUUGAACAGUUUUUCAGGAGUCAAUUUUCUGCCCAUUCAUGGCUCAUCCAGGGCUAUGGUGAGCAGCUUUUCUAACCCACAGCUUGGACCCAGUGCUUUGGUGGCCUGAGAUCAACACCAUCAGUGAGUUUUAGGUCACACACCAUUUGAGGACAAUGCCAUCAGUGGACCUGAGGUCAGCCCAGAGGCUUUAACAGAACUGGGAGGCUGUUAGUUCUCCCAAAUAACCCCAUUUGGACCUCAACCAUCAGCAGGAGCAACACAACAGCCUGAGGCUGUGAGUGGGGAGUGGCUGUCCCAGUCAGGAGACACUCUGAUGGUUGGGGAAGGCCAGAGGGGGCUUAUCUGCCACCCUAAAUCAACACCACAGCUUUUCCAGAGUACACAGAAAUUGCUCCAUAGGUAAACCGGAGAGCAGGUCCUGUGAGCAGUCCAACCACAAAGUGACCCCACUUGCCUCACUUCUGGGACUUUUAUUUAAUCCUAGAAUAAACACGUUCCCCUGACACAAACACGGGGAGCUGUUACACAAAAAUAAACUGUUACAAAUCAA